Hypoxylon trugodes is the source of this 1464-nucleotide messenger RNA. Its product is annotated as anaphase promoting complex subunit 8. Lineage: Eukaryota; Fungi; Ascomycota; Sordariomycetes; Xylariales; Hypoxylaceae. Bases 51 to 1397 code for a protein of 448 amino acids. Gene Ontology annotation, cellular component: anaphase-promoting complex. Gene Ontology annotation, biological process: cell division. The transcript has 5 exons. Gene Ontology annotation, molecular function: protein binding. The record is from RefSeq and is a predicted model, not a curated record.
UCUCUUCUCACCAAAACAAUGACACAACAACUACUACGAAACAAGCGAAUAUGAGCCUUUCAACGGCUCAUAUUUCUGAGCUACAAGGCUUUUUAAGAAAAGCAGCAAUCGACUGCUCCGAAAGGUGUCUAUAUCAAUCCUCAAAAUGGGCUGCCGAGUUGCUCAACUCACUUCCAGACAAGGAAAACGCCAAUCCAACCGAGCAUCAGCUCCCGAAUUCUAUGUCUAAUGCUUUUGAGUUCAAAUUGGAGCAACAUGGAUUUUCCAACUAUCUUGUAGCUAAACCAUUCUUUGACUGUCGCGAGUUUCGACGCUGUGCGGAAGUAUUUCUCCCAACAUGCGGUGGUGAAUUGACGGUGUCCACAAAUACACGCAUCAGUCAAAAAGCACUAUUUCUUUCGCUAUAUGCUUUAUUCAUUGCAGGCGAAAAGCAGAAAGAAGAGGAACUAGGUCAAGUCUUAGGUCCCGACGACACCGAAGCAAUUGUCAAUAAGGAAUUGAAUUACAUUAAAUCAACCCUGGAGUCUUGGUUCAAGUUUUUGCAGCAACCCGAUUCUAUUCAGUCUAGGAUGAGCGACGGUUGGUUGGAAUACUUAUAUGGGCUGGUCCUUGCCAGAGAUAGGAUCGAGAACCCCGCAAUACACUGGUUAUUACAGAGCGUCGCUAUAAACCCCUGGAAUUGGAGUGCUUGGCUAGAGCUGAGCAACUUGAUGAGAAGUCCACAGCAGCUUCAGCAAGUUCAAUCGGAAUUAAAACCGAGCAUCAUGACGUUCAUCUUCUCUAUCCACUGCCGCCAAGAGUUGAACCACACUUCCCCGUCCCUUAUUAACGAAAUUUCGCAGCUGAAAGCCAUAUUUCCUCAUAGUCAAUUUUUAGAAAGCGAGCAAGCGUUGGCACUAUACCGCAUGGAAGAUUUUGAUCAAGCCAAUUCGAUCUUCUCGGCGAUGCUCCUGUCUAAUCCCUUACAUCUAGAUGCUCUAGAUCACUAUUCAAACGUACUCUACAGCCUAGUUUCCCGUGACCGGCUCGCAUUCGUUGCCCAGAUAGCAUCAACAGUUGAUCGCCACCGGCCAGAAACGUGUUGCAUCGUUGGAAGUUACUAUUCUUUAUCUUCGCGUCAUGAGGAAGCAAUCGUAUACUUCAAGAGAGCCUUGGUUUCAGAUCGGAGCUUUUCGUCGGCUUGGACCUUGCUUGGUCACGAAUACCUGGGGCUGCAGAAUAUCCAUGCUGCGAUUGAAUGCUACCGACGGGCGACUCGUCUGAAUAGGAAGGACUCUCGUGCGCUGUUUGGCCUAUCUCAAGCUUACCAACACUUCGAAAAGGAUAGCUUUUCGGCGUAUUACUUGCGACAGGCGGCUAUAUUAAGUCCAAACAAUGAUUCUCUAAACGCCAGUUAGAAGCGAAGUUGAUAUACUUAUUGUGUCUACGAAUUGUAAAUAAAUGUUAAUAUCUACUAUAUUUACA